Raphanus sativus (radish) is the source of this 2060-nucleotide messenger RNA. RefSeq lists its product as uncharacterized. Gene Ontology annotation, cellular component: catalytic step 2 spliceosome. Gene Ontology annotation, biological process: mRNA splicing, via spliceosome. Gene Ontology annotation, molecular function: mRNA binding; protein binding. The record is from RefSeq and is a predicted model, not a curated record. Bases 50 to 1747 code for a protein of 565 amino acids. The transcript is spliced from 2 exons. Lineage: Eukaryota; Viridiplantae; Streptophyta; Magnoliopsida; Brassicales; Brassicaceae.
UAAAAAGAGACUCUUCAGAACAGUGGCGCCUGCAAAUCGCGAGAGAGAGAUGGAUCUGAUUCAAUCAUACGACGGAGAAGCCGUCUCUUCCCCGGAAUCUUCACCUCCCCGUAUGCUAAAGGCGAAAUCCUCGGCGCCGGAGGUAGACGACACGGCGCUCGCUCUCACGGUGUCCAACGCGGACCAAUCGAGAUCGAACCCGAUCAACCCGACGCAGCACGCCGUGGUGUUCAACCCAACCUACGAGCAGCUCUGGGCCCCGAUCUACGGCCCGGCCCAUCCCUACGCGAAAGACGGGAUCGCCCAGGGGAUGCGGAACCACAAGCUAGGGUUCGUGGAGGACGCCUCGAUCGGUUCCUUCGUCUUCGACGAGCAGUACAGCACUUUCCAGAAGUACGGCUACGCGGCGGAUCCCUCCGGUACGAACUACGUCGGCGACGCGGAGGCGCUGAGGCAGAACGAGGGCGUUUCGGUUUACAACAUCAAGCAGAGCGACCAGAAGAGGAGGAAGCUUGAGGAGGGGGAGAAGAAACCGGGGGAGGAGAUCGAGGCGGAGGCUGAGAAUCCGGCGACGGAGGCGUGGCUUUUGAAGAACAGGAAGAGUCCUUGGUCGAGGAAGAAGGAGGUUGUUCAAGGGGAGCUGACUGAGGAGCAGAAGAAGUACGCGGAGGACCACGCCAAGAAGAAGGAAGAGAAGAGCCAACAAGGUGAAGCUAAAGGAGAGCCUUACACGGAUAAGAGCACAUUCCAUGGGAAGGAGGAUAAAGAUUAUCAAGGGAGGUCGUGGAUCGAAGCUCCCAAGGACGCAAAGGCGAACAACGACCAUUGCUACAUCCCUAAGCGUUUGGUUCAUACGUGGAGCGGUCACACGAAAGGUGUUUCCGCUAUUAGGUUCUUCCCAAAGCAUGGGCAUUUGCUUCUCUCUGCAGGUAUGGAUUGCAAGGUCAAGAUUUGGGAUGUGUAUAACUCUGGGAAGUGUAUGAGGACUUACAUGGGUCACGGUAAAGCCGUGAGGGAUAUUUGUUUCUCUAAUGAUGGGACUAAGUUCUUGACUGCUGGGUAUGAUAAGAAUAUUAAGUAUUGGGACACGGAGACUGGGCAGGUUAUAUCGACUUUCUCGACCGGGAAGAUUCCGUAUGUGGUUAAGCUGAACCCUGAUGAUGACAAGCAGAACAUUUUGUUGGCGGGGAUGAGCGAUAAGAAGAUUGUGCAGUGGGAUAUUAACUCCGGGGAGAUUACUCAAGAGUAUGAUCAGCAUUUGGGUGCGGUUAAUACGAUCACGUUUGUGGAUAAUAACAGAAGGUUUGUUACGUCGAGUGAUGAUAAGUCUCUCCGUGUGUGGGAGUUUGGGAUACCGGUGGUUAUCAAGUAUAUUAGUGAGCCUCAUAUGCACUCCAUGCCUGCCAUUUCUGUUCACCCGAAUGGGAAGUGGCUUGCGGCACAGAGUUUGGACAACCAGAUUCUGAUCUACGGUACCAGGGAGAGGUUUCAGCUGAAUAAGAAGAAGCGGUUUGCAGGGCACAUUGUCGCCGGUUAUGCAUGCCAGGUUAAUUUCUCGCCGGAUGGACGGUUUGUAAUGUCGGGAGAUGGUGAGGGUAAGUGUUGGUUUUGGGACUGGAAGAGCUGCAGAGUGUUCAAGACUCUUAAAUGUCACAACGGAGUAUGCAUUGGAGCCGAGUGGCAUCCUCUGGAACAGAGCAAAGUUGCAACUUGUGGCUGGGACGGCUUGAUUAAGUACUGGGACUAAGACAAGAGUCUUGUCACGAAACAGAGGCAUCAAGGAGAAAGAAGUAGUAAUGACGGAUGGUCUAGCCUCGGAUAUACAGAAUGCUCUGCAUCUUUGGGAUACAAAGUCCCUUUUUUUUUUUUGAGUUUCGCUUUCCUCUGUUUUUUAGAUUCUUCAGUGUUGUAACGCUCUCUGUUUAAUGGAUGGUGUAGUCUGUAGAGGGACGACCAAAACAAAUUUCAAAUGCUUUGACUGUAUCUUAUAAAGAUAGCAUCUCAGACUUGAAUAUUCGCAGAAUCUGUGUUAUUUCCACAUGCAUCCUUCUUUUUACAUA